Carica papaya (papaya) is the source of this 1574-nucleotide messenger RNA. Its product is annotated as FAD-dependent oxidoreductase family protein. Gene Ontology annotation, cellular component: cytoplasm. The record is from RefSeq and is a predicted model, not a curated record. NCBI's taxonomy places the organism in Eukaryota, Viridiplantae, Streptophyta, Magnoliopsida, Brassicales, Caricaceae.
AAAUUAUCACAGUCUAUCUUCUCGAUUGGAUUAUAUGGUCAAUCGGGCCUCGUCCAAAAAGAGGGCCCAUUGGGCCACGGUCCUUAAUAUAUCUUUUAUUCUCAUUUUCUACACGUGUCAACUCCUUAGAUCUCAGAUAUGACUGUGAAACAGACACCAUUACCACUGACAUCGAAACGCCAGCUACCGCUCUCUCUCUUUCUCCGACCUCCCCGUAACUGUAGCAAAACUCGGACAACCCCGAAAAUCAACACCCUGAUUCGUUGCUCCUCAUCACCGUCACCGCCCAUGGACCAUCAGCAUCAAGCGAAGCGAGUCGUGGUUUGCGGCGGAGGAGUCAUCGGCGUCUGCGCGGCUUAUUUCUUAGCCAAAAAGGGUGCCGCCGUCACUCUCGUCGAGAAAUCCUCCGUGGCAUGCGCCGCGUCUGGAAAAGCCGGCGGCUUCCUCGCUCUUGACUGGUGCGACGGCGGGUCCCUCGCGCCCCUCGCUCGCGCCAGUUUCAAUCUCCACCGUUCACUUGCCGAGGAACUCAAUGGUCCCGAAUCAUACGGAUACAGACCCGUAACCACUCUCUCUGUCACAGUAACGGAAUCGGAAGCCCAUCAAUCCGGAUUCAAACCCGUCGAAAAUCACCGUCUCCCUUCCUGGAUCGACGGCCCGGCUGGGAGCCCAAGAGAAAUCGGGUCGACCCAGACGACAGCCCAAGUGCAACCCCAGCUUUUUACGAGGACUCUGUUGUCAACAGCUAUUGAGAAGUAUGGGGUGGAGGUGGUGAUAGGGAAAUUGGAGCAAGUCCAGGUGGAGGGAGGGCGAGUCGGCUCGGUGGUGCUCGAGGGUGGCCGAGUAAUUGAGUCGGAUUCGGUGGUUUUGGCACUGGGGCCAUGGUCUGGUAAGUUCCAGCUCCUGGCAUCGUUGUUUUCAGUGUACGGGCUCAAAGCUCACAGCAUCGUCUUGGAACCCAGAGAAUCUGGUGCUAUAACUCCUCAUGCGCUUUUUCUUAGUUAUCUACCUUCUGGCGGCGGCAAAGCCAUGGACCCUGAAGUUUAUCCUCGUCCGACCGGUGAGGUGUACCUGUGCGGCAUGUCAUCGAGGGAGGAGGUACCGGAUGAUCCGGAGCAGGUAACGGGUAACCCGGAAGCCAUUAGCGUGCUGAAGAGAGUUGCGAGGACUGUGUCGAGCCAUUUAAGUGAAGAAAAGGCAGGAGUUAAAGCAGAGCAAGCUUGCUUCUUGCCCUGCACGGAAGAUGGUAAUCCAGUUAUCGGGGAGAUCCCGGGCGUGAAGGGUUGCUACGUGGCCACCGGACACAGUUGCUGGGGAAUCUUGAAUGGUCCGGCCACGGGAGCUGCUAUUGCGGAACUUGUAAUGGAUGGUCGAGCCACCAUUGUUGAUGUUUCUCGAUUUAGUCCGGCCCGAUUUGCGGGAGGGAGAACUGGGAGGCGAUAGAUUUUGCGGAGAGGAUUUGUUUCACGAAAUCGUACCAAAAAAAAAUAUAUAUAUAUAUAUAUAUAUAUAUAUGUAUGUUGAAGAAAGUCGGAAAUUAAUAAGUCCGGCCCAUUUAUCUGUUUGUUUCCCGA